This is a messenger RNA of Alexandromys fortis (reed vole), 3362 nucleotides long. RefSeq names its product retinol dehydrogenase 13 (gene Rdh13). The coding region runs from base 118 to 1017 and encodes 299 amino acids. Lineage: Eukaryota; Metazoa; Chordata; Mammalia; Rodentia; Cricetidae. The transcript has 8 exons. Gene Ontology annotation, cellular component: mitochondrial inner membrane. Gene Ontology annotation, biological process: retinal metabolic process. The record is from RefSeq and is a predicted model, not a curated record. Gene Ontology annotation, molecular function: all-trans-retinol dehydrogenase (NADP+) activity.
UCUUGGCCCCACCUCAGGGCGUGCUUUGGAGGCCGCGUCCUUCCACUUCACGCUCUUUCGCACGUGUUGUAGUAGCCCGGAGGGCAGAUCUACCGGUCCUCUGUUCCCCAGCCUGGAAUGAACCGCUUUCUGUUGCCGGUGUCCGUAGUGGGCACGGUGAUCGGUGGCACCGUGCUUCUCAAGGACUAUGUCGCUGGUGGGGCUUGUCCCAGCAAGGCCACCAUACCUGGGAAGACUGUCAUUGUGACAGGAGCCAACACAGGCAUUGGGAAACAAACUGCUUUGGAACUGGCUAAAAGAGGAGGCAACGUCAUUCUGGCCUGUCGUGACAUGGAGAAGUGUGAGGCAGCUGCGAAGGACAUUCGUGGAGAGACCUUGAAUCCCCAUGUGCGCGCCCAGCACCUAGACUUGGCUUCCCUCAAGUCCAUCCGAGAGUUUGCUAGGAAGAUCAUCAAAGGUCACUUCCUGUUGACAAACUUGCUGCUGGACAAGCUGAAGGCCUCGGCCCCUUCGCGCAUCAUCAACUUGUCCUCCCUGGCUCAUGUUGCUGGGCACAUAGACUUUGACGACUUGAACUGGAAGACGAAAAAGUAUGACACCAAGGCGGCCUACUGCCAGAGCAAGUUGGCUGUUGUCCUCUUCACCAAGGAGCUGAGCCGCCGGCUGCAAGGCACAGGUGUGACGGUCAAUGCUCUGCACCCCGGUGUGGCCAGGACAGAGCUGGGCAGACAUACAGACAUGCACAACUCUGCCUUCUCCAGCUUCACACUUGGGCCCUUCUUCUGGCUGCUGUUCAAGAGUCCCCAGCUGGCGGCCCAGCCCAGCACGUACCUGGCAGUGGCAGAGGAACUGGAGAGUGUUUCUGGGAAGUACUUUGAUGGACUCAGAGAGAAGGCUCCGUCUCCUGAGGCUGAAGAUGAGGAAGUAGCCCGGAGACUUUGGGCUGAAAGUGCUAACUUGGUGGGCUUGGACAUGGCUCAUGGGUCCUCUGGAAGGGGGCAUUCCCUUCCCAGAUAACCUUCAAAGAUCCAGAUGGAACUGUAUUACCAAGGCCUCUGGCUGCCAUGCCCUCAUCCUCUGGGGCACCUUUGGCAUUGUUACUCUCAAGACCAUGGUUGCUGGCUGCCAUGCAUUCAUCUUCCUCUAGAGGCAGUGUUGGCACUGUCAGAAUCUUAAGACUAUAGCUGUUGGCUGCCAUGCUCUCAUCUUCCUUUAGAUGGCAAUGUUGGUCCUUUUUUGUUGGCUAACCACAUUUAGUUGGACCACAGCUGAGCAUUGACAGGGGUAUGUGUGGUGGUGGCAGGUGGUGUCUCUCUUGGGAAUGGUUUUGGGCAAUGUUUAAAGGUAGCUGUGGUGGUGACUGAUUGAUCUUCUGUUAAAGAGCGGGUAAUCAGACAAAAUGGCCAGUCAGUCAUAGUUCUUUGUGGGCCUUUGCACACUUCUGCCUCCUUUCUGAGAGCUGGCUGUUGUUUCUAAAGCAACUGGGGAGGAAAAGGGCUUACUUUAGCUUACAGGUUAUAGUGCAUCAUGGAGGAGGGAAGCCGCGGCAGGAGCUCAAGGCAAGAGCUUGACGCAGAUACCAGGCUUACACUCAGAUAACUGUCUUUUUAUUUUCAUCAUCAUCAUCAUUAUUUUUUAAUGGAGAGUCUUACUCUGUAACUCUGGCUUUCCUGAAACUUGCUCCAGAGAGAUCUGCCUGCUGGGAUUAAAGACACGUUGCCAUGCCUGAGUCAGGUACCAGCCCAGGCCUACCUGCCCAGGAAUGGGACCACCCACAGUGGGCUUGUCCCUUCUGCACCAAUUAGCAAGCAAGAAAUGUCCACGGACAUUCACCAAGGGCAUUCUGGUCCAAGCAGUUCUCCAGUUGAGGACCCCUUCCUCUUCUGGGUGUGUCAAGCUGAUAACCAAAGUAACCAGGACGGCUCUUGAUUUUAAACAGCUGUGGGUAACUGCUACCUCAUGGGCUGGUGUGGGCAUUAAACUCUUGUCUGGCUCAGUAAAGGACAGCUACGGACCUCUUGUGUCCUGGCCCAGAGGGAAUGGAGUGAAAAGCUGCUGGCAGCUGCCUCUGAGGACCAGCAUGACCUGAGAGCAUGACCUCUCCAAUUCCUAUGAUAAUUUUAACCUUAGAUUCUCAAGCUUGCUGUAUGAUUAUAAUAACUUGCUGGGUGUAGUAACACCAGCACUUAAGAGGUGGAGGCAGGAGGAUCAGGCAUUCAAGGUCAUCCUCUGCCAGCCUGGGCUAUACAAGAUCCUGUCAAAACAAGUCAAAACAGUGAAAUCUCCAAAUGUAGCUGAGUCAUAGAUUUAAAAUAAAAACAAACAUUUGCUUAGUGUGUAUGUGUGUACGCAUGUGCGCAGGUAUGCUCUUGAGUGCCAAGUUCAUUCAGAGGACUACUUGAGGGAAUCGUUCUUGUCUUGUGAGUCUUGGGAUCCAACUCAGUUUGUCCAGCUUUGUGACAGAGACUUUCACCUCUGAACAUAUUGCCACAUGACCCUGAACCUGAGUCAUAGGUUUUAUUUUAUCCAUUGUAUAUGGAAUUUAUUCCACACACAACUUGUAUAUUUAUUCCUUUUAAGAAACCGACUUUUAAGUUACCAAGGCAAUGAAGCAAGCCGCUGCAGACUCUGUGGUGGAAGGCGCAGCUCACCAUAUGGCAGUGAUCGCUGAGGUCAGGCUGUCUUAGGGAACUUCUGCUUCAGAAAUGGGACACUCAGCUGGGAUGUAGAAUUUCCGGAGCAUCAAAAAGUGCCUGAGAAGAGGACUCCAAAUCUGGAACUGGAGUUUACAGUUGUAAGUCUCCAUGUGGGUGCUGGGAAUUGAACCCAGGUCCUCUGGAAGACCAAGCCAGUGCUCUUAACCACUGAGCCAUUACAACUGUUAGAUUCUCCUGCCUCCGUCUUCCCUGUUUAAUGAUCCCCUUGGUCAUAUAAGCCCAUCAGGAUAAUCCAAGAAAAUGCUUUACUGUUUUAAAAUCAGUAGAGCAGACUUAAUGCUAUCUUAUCUGGUCCUGUUUGCCAGGUAAAGUAACACAGUCCUUUGUUCCUGUGUCCCGGGUUCUGGUGAUGGGAUCUAGCUACCCUGGGAAAGGCCGUUGCUCUGCUGACUGUAUACUCCCUUUCAUAAAGCCUGGCUCUUAAGGUUUUUCAACGACUCCCACUUAUUUCUCAUCCAUUCUGGUCUGCUUAAAUUAGGCUGGCUCAACUCCACUUUUUUUUUCUUUUGAGACAGUUUCACUGUGUAGUUCAGACUAAACUUGAACUCUAGAUCUUCUCAUCUCAGCCUCUCGAGCCCAGAGAUUACAGGCCCACCAUAUGGUGCCAACUUGCAAUGUUUACAACCAAAUAAACAGAAAAAUACA